GCUGCGCAGCGCGUGAAGGCAGAAGCGUCCAGCUCGGAUCGGAGCGAGGCUGGAGGAGCCCGCAUAAGCGUUGUUGUAGCGGAAAAUACCUUGGCUCCAGGCUCACACACUGCAGCUUCUGCGCCGCAGUUUCCUCUCAGGUUUGGUCAGGAGGAAGGAGCGUGCAGAAAGGGCUAUUAAAAAAAAAAAAAAAAAGCUUUUCUCUGACUGUGAGAAGUUUGUACGCGGAGUUUCAAGAGUAGUCUCCUCGGGGCUGACUGAGCUAGCCUGGCUGCCCGCUGCGCUUCCCUCCUGCCCCGGCCAGCCAGCCAUAAGUUAGCCCGCUGUCCUGCUCUUCUUCCAGCUGUGGGGAAUCAUGGCGCUCAGAGCCAAGGCGCUGUACGACUUCAACUCUGAGAACCCCGGGGAGGUGUCGGUGAAGGAGAAUGAAAUCCUAACUUUGUACAGCGAACAGGACAUUGAGGGCUGGUUCGAAGGGGUGAACAGCAAAGGAGAGAGGGGACUGUUCCCCGCUUCCUACGUGGAGAUCCUGAGGAACGACGCCGCCUCCACGUUCAACAACAACAGCUGCAGCACAUCUGGGGACACUUACCCGGACUCCAGAUACGCCAACAUCCCACCCGGAGGUUUUGACGGCUCGUAUACGCCUCAAAAUAAUAUUGAGAACUUUUCUAAGCCGUCUCCUCCUGGUUUAACCGCUUUCCCAGCCCCUCCACUACAACGACAACAGCAGCAGCAGCAUGCUUACCAGCCGCCCAGCCAAGUGAGCGAUGAUGACUGGGAUGAUGACUGGGAUGACAGCUCUACUGUUGCAGAUGAGCCAGGGACGGUAGGAGGACGGUAUCAUGACUUUGAAGGCAAUGGGCCAUCCACUUACAGAGUGUCAACAUCCUCCAUGUCGAGAGGUAAUGCACAGCAAGCAAAGAGCUCAGCCACAGUCAGCAGAAACCUGAACAGGUUUUCCACCUUUGUGAAGUCAGGAGGAGAGGCGUUUGUGCUGGGGGAGGCAUCAGGUUUUGUGAAGGAUGGGGAUAAGAUCUGUGUGGUGAUGGGUCAGUACGGUCCUGAGUGGCAGGAGAACCCGUACCCGUUCACUUGUGCAAUUGACGACCCCACUAAACAGACCAAGUUCAAGGGCAUGAAAAGCUACAUCUCCUACAAGCUGACACCCACCCACACACAAAACCAGGUGAACAGGAGGUAUAAGCAUUUUGACUGGCUGUAUGCUCGGCUGGUGGAGAAAUUCCCUGUUAUCUCAGUGCCACACAUCCCAGAGAAGCAGGCCACAGGUCGCUUUGAGGAGGACUUCAUCUCCAAGAGGAGGAAAGGCCUCAUAUGGUGGAUGAACCACAUGACCAGCCACCCUGUCCUGGCAAGGUGUGAUGUUUUCCAGCACUUCCUCACCUGCAACAGCACAGACGAGAAGGCCUGGAAGCAGGGAAAGAGGAAGGCCGAGAAGGAUGAGAUGGUUGGAGCCAACUUCUUCCUCACCAUCAGCACUCCAUCAGCUCCGCUCGACUUCCAGGAGGUCGAGAGCAAAAUAGACGGAUUCAAGACUUUCACCAAAAGGAUGGAUGACAGCACCUUGCAGCUCAAUGCCACUGUUAAUGAGUUCGCCCGCAAGCAGAUCAGUGGCUUUAAGAAGGAGUAUCAGAAAGUGGGGAUGUCAUUCAAGGUCCUCAGCCAAGCAUUUGAAAUUGACCAGCAGGUGUACUCUGCUGGACUCAACCAGGCUAUCUCCUUCACUGGGGACGCAUAUGAAGCCAUCGGAGAGUAUUUUGCUGAGCAGCCCAGCAAGGAUCUCGACCCGAUCAUGGAUUUGUUAGCUCUUUACCAAGGACACUUGGCAAACUACCCAGACAUCAUCCAUGUCCAAAAAGGGGCCCUGACGAAGGUGAAAGAGAGCCAGAAGCAUGUGGAGGAGGGCAAGAUGGACCGGGCACAGGCGGAAGGCAUCAACGAGCGCUGCAACAUCAUCUCUUGUGCCACGCUGGCUGAGAUCCAGCACUUCAACCAGAUCCGUGUGCGCGACUUCAAGGCACAGAUGCAGCACUACCUACAGCAGCAGAUUUCUUUCUUUCAAAAGAUCACAGGCAAGCUAGAGGAGGCCCUGCAGAAAUACGACAACGCGUAAGGGAUCACGUGUCUCAGCCGGUCGGUUCAGACCUUGGUGAUCAAUGGCCAUGCACCUCCCUCUAACGCAGACAGUGGAGUUUUGGCAAACAACAGCCAGCACCACACACUGCUGAAUGCUGUUCAUCCAGCAGGGAGGGACAUUCAAGGAGAUUACGCUCCAGUAAUAAUGAAAUUUCAAAUUCAGGUUUCUGUGUGUGUUGGCCACAUUGUUUGGGAACCGGGUGUCCUUAUUUAAGAGAGGACAUGUAAUUUAAUGAAGUUAAGCCAACUUGUAACACAAACAAAGGUCUUCUGCCUUUAGAUUUCAUGAGAAUCAGUGAUAAUGACGGAGCACCACUUGGUCCGGUGCGUGGGUGAAUUAAAUCUAGUCAAUGUUAUGACUUGCAGAGAGAGAGAACCUUAUAUCCGCUGCUGCCUACCCGAUGAAGGAUUUCAUAUAUCAAGUGUUUUUAGCCUUACAACACUGUUUUUAACUGACUGUUUUUAAGUGACUGCCACUCCAGGAGCAGUGAUGCUUGAGUGGCAGACACACUGCCUUCUGGAAACACUCAAGCCCUUCCUGGAAUCUCUCUCCUUGGACAAACAGGACGAAAUGUUUACAGUCUCCUCGCUGAGCAGCCACUGUCACCACCGUCUCGCUGUGCCUUCUGAUUCUGUCUCUCUGGUCAUUUUUGUUACUAGUUACUAAAAAAGCUUUAUAUACUGUAUAUGUUGAAAUAUAUUCUAUUUGUUUUUACAAAGCUACAACUUUUGCAGUCUUUGAAAGAAAAAAAAGAUCACUGUGGUUUGAAUGAGGGCAGUGUCUUUUAUGGGAGAUAAUAUUGUGCUGUUUUUUUGUUUUUUUUUGCCUCAGUGGCUCCAGCAUUGAUUUUCAACACUCACAGUGUGACAAAAUCAGGAUCAAGAGAGGAUUACCUGCUUUGACAAUGGGAACCCAUGCCUUACACAUGGCACAGCCAGCACCGGUGCUGAUUUGCGUAAGCUUGCCGAUUUUAAUGGACAAGUACGAUGGACGCUUACAAUGUCGCGAUACCUGAGGUUGUGUUGACGAAACGUGGGGGUUUCAGGUUUAGUUUUGGGAUAGUGUUCAGAGGCGGGCUGUUAGAGGGUAGAGGGUUCCUCACAUGUUUUAAUUAUGCUGUUAUUUUAAUAGCACACUUCUAGACGGUUCAACUGUACUGCUGUUUUUAACCUUUAUGAUAUCGGAUGCAUCAUGAAGAGAUUAAUGUAGAAGCAGAGAUGCAAAAUAAAUUCCUCCUUCACAGAAA
This is a messenger RNA of Seriola aureovittata, 3404 nucleotides long. It is a transcript of the gene snx18a, whose product is annotated as sorting nexin 18a. The transcript is spliced from 2 exons. Gene Ontology annotation, biological process: cleavage furrow formation; endocytosis; mitotic cell cycle. Gene Ontology annotation, cellular component: cytoplasmic vesicle; plasma membrane. The record is from RefSeq and is a predicted model, not a curated record. Lineage: Eukaryota; Metazoa; Chordata; Actinopteri; Carangiformes; Carangidae. Gene Ontology annotation, molecular function: protein binding; phosphatidylinositol binding. Bases 356 to 2134 code for a protein of 592 amino acids.